Messenger RNA from Penaeus vannamei (Pacific white shrimp), 852 nucleotides. The record is from RefSeq and is a predicted model, not a curated record. NCBI's taxonomy places the organism in Eukaryota, Metazoa, Arthropoda, Malacostraca, Decapoda, Penaeidae.
AUGGUGAAUAGGGGGUUUGCUCAAACAGAAAUGUAUGGUGGCAGAGGUGGUGGCAGAGGAGGUGGCGGCAGAGGUGGAGGAUUUUGGUGGUGGUGGAAGAGGUGGUUUUGGUGGCAGAGAGGUGGUGGUUUCCGUGGAGGCCGAGGAGGAGGAUUUGGAGGACGUGACCAGGGUCCUCCAGAAAGGGUUCUUGAAUAUGCCCUUUUCACACACACAGCCCAGGAAGAUCUAGUGUGUAAAGUGACUCACAAAGAUGUCCCAUAUUUUAAUGCACCAAUUUUUCUUCAGAACAAAGAGCAAAUUGGAAAAGUUGAUGAAAUCUUCGGAACUCCACACGAUAAAUAUAUUUCAGUGAAGCUGGGUGAAAAUUUCAAAGCAUCUUCAUUCGAAAAAGAUACAAAGCUCUUCAUUGAUGAAGCCAAACUUCUACCAUUGUUUAUGUUCUUGCCUGGUCACAAGAGAGGUGGCGGCAGAGGUGGCCGAGGUGGACGUGAGGUCGUGAAGGCCUGCACAUUGUAUGAUUUAAAGAUUGAUAUGCUACAGAGUAUUAGCUUUGGACAUAUUGUUCACAUUCUUUAUUACAUGUUCAUUAAUUUGAAGUUUGAGAGAAAACGAAGCUUGAGUAUUAACAUUCUGAUGAUGAAAAUGAUCAGUGAAAUUAAAACAUACUAUUAUUCAUCACUUUUAUGCCAUGGUUUCCACACUUGUCAACUGUUUCUGAGUAAAGAGUGUAGAGGUUCAGCAUACCUCAGUACCCACUUCCUAGAUGCUGCUACUGUAUGGCUUGGCUUGAAUGCAUUUGUGAGUGUUAUAAACACAAAUAUGUGGGAUACAUAUGGCUACAUGUCUUAA